GCACAGAAUUCUACACUUAGUGUAGAAUUCUGUGCCAGGUUGUUGCUUUUAUUUAUUUAUCAGAACUCUUCUGUUAUGAAACAAGAACUGCUAUAAACUUAUAAAGCUAAAACUUCCUUACCUCAUUUGUUGUGUGAUCGACUGUUCUACAAAAAUUGUUUAUUGUUUUAAUCGCCUGACUAUACUAGAUAGUUUUUGUCUAUAAAUUAUAACAUUAAGUGACAGGUUCAAUACAUUCACGGAAGGACAAGUUGGUGGCUUCAGUUUAACCUCUUCAACGUUCAGGGAUGCAAAUGUUCCUGUCUUCUUAAUAAUGGCUAGCGUGGAGACUGAUGCUGUCACCAAGGAGCAUGCAUUACUCCCUGAAUCCAGCGCUACUUCCACUGAAAAAGAAAAAAUGAAAAAGGACAUGAUCAGUAGACUGUCUGGCACAGAUGCUCACUUCCGACACCAGCAGCGGGGCGAACCAGAUCUUGGCCAUGAAGAAAAAGCAAACAUUGCUCUGGAUAUUCUUCACAAAAGUCCUGCCAAAUUUCUGGAACGCUUUUCACAAUAUCUAACUCAAGAGGAUACAGCUUAUUUUGAGGAUAUGAAAGGAGAUUAUAUGAUUGAUUUUUAUUUGAAAGAGAUUUCUAAACGUUGUGCUGACACAAAUCAUAAUAUGGUGAAAAAUCGCAGAUAUCAGGCUUUACAAAAACUGGUGGAUGAAGGAGAGUAUUUUUCACAGAAUGAAAUGAAAUGGAGGGAUCCUCUACUUUUUGAGCAAAUGGUUGGACAAUAUGAGACAGAAGCAGAACAAGAUGCAAGAGAGAUUGACAGAAGUGAUCUGAAAUUUUCCAGUAUCCUGUUAAAGCAUAUGGAUGCCAACACUAAUAAGCAGUUAUAUGACAAGAUGAAAGAGAUGGAAGAUGGCCAAGAUGAGGAAGAAGAGGAAAGCUCAGAUGAAGAUGAUAUGGAAAAGAAUGAUACAGAAGGAGAAAUGGAUGAAGAAGAAGUGGAAGACUUGGAAAAAGACAGAGAAUUGGAGGACGAUGAGUCUGAAAUAUCUGAGGCAGACAGAAGCCAUCUGAAGACAGAAUUUCUCAGGAUCAUGCAAGAACGCUUCUUGUCAGGGCAAGAUGCAAACUUUGAUUAUGGGGCCGUGGACUCCAACACAGACUACGACUCCCUGGACAUCCUCGGCCACGACGCCGAGGAGAAAUACUUUGACGCAGAGGACCCCGAGUCACGCAUGAGUCAGGAGAGCUCGGACCAAGAGCCGGCGUGCGUGACUCGCGCCUGUGCUGACUCUUCUAGUACAUGCACCACCGGUCUGCUGAAGCCUCAUGGAGAUCAUCAGAGCGGUGAGGCUCGAGUGGCGGGGGGAGGGGAGCUGUUGUUGGACCUUCGGACUGGACUCCGGGGGAUGGGGCUGAAGGAGAAGUCUGAGGGGGAGGAGGAGGUGGAGGAUUAUAUGAGUUAUGAACCGUCGGAGGAGUUGGUGCAGGAGAGCCAGGAUGGGAAUGUUGCGGAGAGGUAGUGUGUGUGUGUGUGUGUGUGUGUGUGUGUGUGCGCCCGCGCGCGCGUGUGUGUGUGUAUGUGUGUGUGUGUGUGUGUGUGUGUGUGUGUGCGCGCGCGUGUGUGUGUGCGU
Messenger RNA from Aplysia californica (California sea hare), 1630 nucleotides. Its product is annotated as coiled-coil domain-containing protein 97. The record is from RefSeq and is a predicted model, not a curated record. The transcript has 6 exons. NCBI's taxonomy places the organism in Eukaryota, Metazoa, Mollusca, Gastropoda, Aplysiida, Aplysiidae. The coding region runs from base 314 to 1519 and encodes 401 amino acids.